Quercus robur (English oak) is the source of this 1306-nucleotide messenger RNA. RefSeq names its product sphinganine C4-monooxygenase 1-like. Gene Ontology annotation, biological process: lipid biosynthetic process. The record is from RefSeq and is a predicted model, not a curated record. Gene Ontology annotation, molecular function: oxidoreductase activity; iron ion binding. Bases 325 to 1101 code for a protein of 258 amino acids. The transcript has 2 exons. NCBI's taxonomy places the organism in Eukaryota, Viridiplantae, Streptophyta, Magnoliopsida, Fagales, Fagaceae.
UCUCCGAUUUUUCUUCUAUACCAAAAAUAAUUCAAUUUCAUUGACAACCCAUAAUUUUAUAGUAAAAAAAAAAAUUCAAAAUUAAUUUGUGGGAUAAUCAAAAAAUUAAAAAUAUCAUUCAUUCAAACACAUUCAAUUUUCUCUAAUAUAUAAACAAAGCCUGCCUAGCAUUGUGUGAAAAGGUCAAAGGUCCCCACUUUCCCAUUUAGAGAGAGAAAGAGAGAGAGAGUUAGGGUUUGAUUUUUUAUUCGGGGGGGUUUUUAAAUUCUCAUGCAAAUUUACCAUCUUUCCUUCAAAUUCUAACUCUUUUCAUUGUUUUCCAAAAUGGGUUUUGAGAUUUCAGAUGAUUUGUUGGGAACUUUUGUCCCAAUCUUGGUUUAUUGGUUGUAUUCUGGGAUUUAUGUUUUGUUGGGGUGCUUUGAGAAUUACCGGUUGCACUCUAAGAAAGAUGAGGAUGAGAAGAACUUGGUUUCAAAGGCUACUGUGGUCAAAGGAGUCCUCCUUCAACAAACUAUUCAGGCUGUUGUUGCAAUCAUAUUGUUCAAGGUGACGGGAAAUGAUGGCAGUGAUGCUACUGUUCCACCAUCAUCCUUAAUCGCUUUAGCUAGACAAUUCAUCACUGCUAUGUUGGUCUUGGAUACUUGGCAAUACUUUAUGCACAGAUACAUGCAUCACAACAAGUUCUUGUACAAGCAUAUCCAUUCUCUACAUCACCGUCUUGUUGUACCCUAUUCAUUUGGAGCUCUGUACAAUCACCCCAUUGAGGGGCUUCUCCUUGACACAGUUGGUGGAGCUUUAUCUUUUCUUCUCUCGGGUAUGUCUCCUCGAGCCUCCAUCUUCUUCUUCUCCUUUGCUACCAUCAAAACAGUAGAUGACCACUGCGGAUUAUGGCUUCCUGGAAAUCUCUUCCACGUCUUUUUCAAAAACAAUACUGCUUAUCAUGAUGUCCAUCAUCAGCUGUAUGGCAGCAAGUACAACUUCUCACAGCCAUUCUUCGUUAUGUGGGAUAGAAUUCUUGGAACCUAUAUGCCUUACACGUUAGAGAAGAGAGCGGGUGGAGGCUUUGAAGCACAGGCUACUAAUGACUACAAGGAUGACUGAUUGUUGAGUGAUAAGCAUUCAUUGUUUGUACCUGUAUUAUUUUUCCCCUUGAAGAGUCACACUGUUUACGUGAUUUGUAUAUACAUAUAUUGUUGUGCCCUAUACUUCUAUUUCUUUUUGUUGAUAUAAGUUUUAAAACUUAUAUGUCAUUUUGAGAAGUUGUGUACCCAGAUAAAAUUGGCAUUCUAUUAGAGGUUUUAUUCAA